Saprolegnia diclina VS20 is the source of this 710-nucleotide messenger RNA. RefSeq lists its product as hypothetical. Bases 55 to 669 code for a protein of 204 amino acids. The transcript has a single exon. The record is from RefSeq and is a predicted model, not a curated record. Lineage: Eukaryota; Oomycota; Saprolegniomycetes; Saprolegniales; Saprolegniaceae.
CGGAUGGUCAUGGCGUUGGGUCGGUUCGAAAGAUCGUGAACCGCCGCCGGGACGAUGAGCAAGCUCUCGCAGUGGGCGGAGGAAGACGACGCAGACGAAGACGAGAACAUCCUGUGGGACGACUCGACGGAGCGCAAGUUGGCCGAGAACCAUGGCGGCUUCCACCUCCGGCGCAAGAGCCAGACCGAGAUGACGACGACGAGCUCCAAGAAACAGCCGCCGCCGCCGCCGACGCACUUGGAGGACCCGCCGCUCAAGAUCACGCUCGCAUCGAGUAGUGCGCAGGUCGUCAAGAAGAUUGGACGCAAGACAAACAAGUUUGGUCUCGGGUCGCCGUCGGCGCCGACGACGAAGCUCAAGCUACAAUAUCGCACCAACGUGCCAUCGCACGGCAGCGCCAAGCGUGGGACCAAAGCUGCUACAUCAACCGUCGCGACGUCUGCAUCGAUGGUCUCAUCGGGCCUCAGUGCGAGCUCGGUCUCGAGCACGGGCUCGAUCGGCACGUCGAUGGCCCAGCUGCUCAAGGCCGCCGAGAAUCCCGAACAGGUCCGCCGCUUCCUCCUCGCCGAGGUCAAGCAGAUGACCAUUGAACGGCUCGUGGCCGAUGCAAAACGAUUUGCAUACCUCGAAACCCUCCACGCAAAGACGACCUCGUCGUCGUCCGGAUAGAACUAGACCCAUCAACACGAAGCGACCCUGGUAUACACAAA